CACAACCUUCCUACUUUCAUCUUCCACUUCGAAGAAUUGAUGGCGAUAGUUUGUCAUCGCAGAAACUUUGUGACCUUGAGCAUUCAUUACUUCAUCGGGGCGGUGUAAGAGGCCCGCGCACCACACUCACCACACGCUCGCCGCCGCCUGCAGCAUGACCUCAGCCUAGACUGGCCGCCACAUGCAAGAACAAGAACAAGAACAAGAGGACGUGUGAGACUGAAUAAAGAGAGACAGGAGAAAAAAAGAAAAAGCUUUUGUCCAGGUGAAAAUAUAAGAAUGAGGAAGAAAACAGUCAUUGCUCAAGAAAUGCGGGAAGAGUUGAAAUAAGAAGGAAAAUAGAGUAACAGAAAUUAAAGAAACUGUUCAGAAAGUGUAAGAGUAACAAGGAAAAAAAAAAAACAAUAGCAGGAACGAAAUUUUAGUUAGCAUCACCGGCAACUCCACAACCACCAACAACAACAACAGCAACAAUGGGCUUCGAUCUGCGGUGUGUUGCCAACUGCGGCGUGACCCUUGGCGUGCUGGAUCUGCUCCACGCCCUCGCCACCCUCGCCUUCUACAGCUACCAGUUCGGGGCUCACUUCAACUGCCAGUGGAGUCAUGGCAUCAGGUGGUGUCGCUACUACCUCGAGGAGACCAACCACAGCCAGAGGGUCAACCUGGGCCUGGCAGAGGGAGUGGUCUGCAUUAUUUUCGCCAUUCUACUCAUCAUCGCCCUCAGAAAGUACAACUGGUGGCUGGUGUGGGCGUGGCUGGCGAAGGCGCUGGCGGUGGUGGGGCUGAACGGGUAUUUCAUCACGGUGUGGAUUCUGGAGACCUCUCGCCACUACCACCAGUUCUGGAACCGCCACAACUACGACCAGAAUCAAGUGUUCCUGGUGGGGGGCAUCAUUCUGACCCUUACGGAGCUUAUCUUCAUGUUUGUCUUCUGCUGCAUCGUCGGCUCCUUCACGCACAAGAUUCGUAGGCAGCGAGUACCCACCAUGGAGACUGACAUAUAAGAAGACCCCGCCAGGAUGUGAGUCUCCGCUGCUCGUCCCGCCCCGUGCUGCACUCAAGCCGCGGCGAAGGGAGGGUAAGCUGCUCUGGUGGACACGUGGAGGAAAGAGAAGAUAUGUCGCAAGUCCGGUAUUUCACCAUCACCUUGUCACCGCACCUUGAGACGAUAACGUGAUGAAAGAUUCGUGGUUUUAAAAGUCUCGGAUGUUUUAGAUAGGUUUUAAUGGGUGUGGCUGGGUUCCUCAAGGUGUUUUCAUGAUUCCAGUGACUUUGUAGGGUGAAAGAGUCUUGAGAACAGGACUAGUCAUCUCUGUGGCCUUAGAAAAAUGGUCCUUGUGAGAUGAGAGUGCUUUUCAAUAUGAGCAUUAGUGUUUGCGUAACUUUUCUUUCGCUUUUUUUUUCUCUGUUUUUCUCGGUGGUUAAAUGGUGUGUUUUUAUUUUUAUUUUAUUAUUUCUUAUUUGUAUUUACUUAUAUGACUUGAUUUGCUAGAAACAGUGUUUAGGAUUAUGAGCUUUUUGUGAUUGCUUAAUUUUUCUUUCGCUUUUACUUCGAAUUUUCUCAGUAGUGAAAUGGAGUUUUUUUUAAUAUUAUUUUUUUAUUAUAUUUAUUUGUGUAACACGACUGACAGCGUCCGGCGGGUGUGUUCACUGAUGAUGCUAGGUUAUAAUGCUGACUAGGGCUGACCAGACUUGCCUCUACAGCAUUUCAGCGUUGACCAGACUGCACCUGCCUCACUGACACUGUUCAGAGUACCAAACUAAAUGAUAAUAGCGACGUGAGACACAAAUCACGCUGAAAAAAAAAAAGAAAAAAAAAAAAGGAAACAGGUCCAAUUUUACCUUAUCCUCCUUUUCUGUUGAAUGAAACGCUAACAAUUUUGAAACACUGAAUAAGAAAAGAGAUUGUUCAGGGUAAGAAGUCAAAUAACCAUCGUGAAGUGAGACACAUUCACGUAAAAAAAUAAAUAAAUAAAGAGUCUGGUUUUAGAUAAUUUAACUUUUUUUUUUUUUUUUUAAGAAGGGCCAACAUCAGUGCAAUGUAAAAGAAAACGAAUCCAAGAAUCGUAACAUCAAACGAUCUAAAAAUAAGUAAUCUGAAUUUGAAGUUAGAGAGUUUGAAUUUGAAGUUAGAGUCAGUCUAUAAUGUUUUAGUGAUACGAGUGGUGGAAACAGCUGGUUAUUUUCCUUUUUUUUUCCUUUUAUAAAUUUUUCCAGCCUUUCCCUUCAUUUAAACACGAUUAUUUUCUUUUUUUCCUUUUCUUCAAUUUUCCAGCUUUUCCCUUCAUUUAAACACAUGAUAAUUUUCCUUUUUUUUAUUUUUAUUUUCCCUUUCAAAAGAAUAUGCGUAUAAAAAUUGUGCCAAAAAAUGUAAUCAAAGCCACGCCAUUGAUGUUGCCAUUAUGCAUAUUAAUACUGUCGCUUAUUCGUUAUUUAUCUAUUACUUAUCUGUUACUUAGUCUCCUUUCACUCCUUUGUAACUUAACCACUCAAUUAUCUUCGUUUAUCUUAUCACUCUUUCACUCCUUUUAAUUUCGUGCCCCGUUAGUUGACAUCGUUACCUUUCUUUUAUUUCACGUAAGAUAAAAAAAAUAAUAACAACAAAAACCAAAGGAAAUUACAACGAUUACCAACACAUUAAUAAUUCUGAGAAGGAAUCAUGCUGGAUUUAGUGAAGACUGUCGUUAUAUUUUUUUUUCUUCUUCUUCCACGUAUCCUUUUUUUUUUUUUUUUUUUUCUCAUCCUGUACUUCCUUCAUGCCUUUCCAUUACAUUAUCCUUUACUUUCUUCGCUUCCUUUCACCCCCCAAAAAUUUCCCCUUUUCUCAUACUGACCUCUUCUUUCAUUCAUUGCUUCCAUUGCUUCAUUAUUUCAUUUUUUCCUUCACUUAUGUUGAAAACUAUUAUUUCUUCAUAAAUCUUUAAUAUUUUCCUGGGAGUCCGUCACGUACAGAGAGAGAGAGAGAGAGAGAGAGAGAGAGAGAGAGAGAGAGAGAGAGAGAGAGAGAGAGAGAGAGAGAGAGAGAGAGAGAGAGAGAGAGAGA
Molecule: messenger RNA, 3043 nt
Organism: Scylla paramamosain (green mud crab)
Lineage: Eukaryota; Metazoa; Arthropoda; Malacostraca; Decapoda; Portunidae
Exons: 6
Coding region: 474-1004 (176 amino acids)
Source: RefSeq, a predicted model, not a curated record